Messenger RNA from Gasterosteus aculeatus aculeatus (three-spined stickleback), 2916 nucleotides. Its product is annotated as CCR4-NOT transcription complex subunit 6-like. Gene Ontology annotation, molecular function: protein binding; 3'-5'-RNA exonuclease activity. Lineage: Eukaryota; Metazoa; Chordata; Actinopteri; Perciformes; Gasterosteidae. The record is from RefSeq and is a predicted model, not a curated record.
GAGAGAAAAAAAGAAUCCCAACAGUCGCCAUGAUACAGCAGCGGAAGCGAGUGAGAAGUAGCUAGAAAACAAAAGAGAACACGCAGUCGUCCUCGCGAUUUGUGUUAUAGGAAUGCCCAAGGAAAAAUAUGACCCGCCGGAUCCCAGGCGGAUGUACACAAUAAUGUCAACCGAGGAGGCAGCCAACGGGAAGAAGUCGUACUGGGCUGAGCUGGAAAUCAGUGGCCGAGUAAGGAGUCUCAGCCAAGCCCUCUUCUCUCUCACCCAUCUGACUGCCCUGCAUAUUGCUGACAACUCCCUGUCACGCAUCCCACCAGACAUUGCCAAACUAAACAACCUGGUGUACCUGGAUCUCUCCUCCAAUAAGAUCAGGAGCCUGCCGGCAGAGCUCGGCAACAUGGUAUCACUCAGGGAACUGCUUUUAAAUAACAACCAGUUGCGAGUUCUGCCAUUUGAAUUGGGGAAACUGUUUCAGUUACAAACACUGGGGUUGAAAGGAAACCCACUUGCACAAGAAAUCAUGAGCCUCUACCAGGAACCAGAUGGCACGCGAAGACUCCUCAACUACUUGUUAGACAAUCUGGCAGGGGCUAUAAAGCGCACACCAACGGAGCAGCCCCCAGCCCGGUCAUGGAUCUCACUCCAGGAACCAGACCGAACAAGGCCCUCAGCGCUGUUCUCUGUGAUGUGCUACAAUGUGCUGUGUGAUAAGUACGCCACGCGUCAGCUAUACGGCUACUGCCCCUCUUGGGCUCUAAACUGGGAGUACAGGAAGAAAUCCAUCAUGCAGGAGAUAAUGGGCUGCAAUGCAGACAUCAUCAGUUUGCAGGAAGUUGAGACCGAGCAGUACUACAAUUUCUUCUUGCCUGAGCUGAAGGAGCAGGGAUACGAAGGGUUCUUCAGUCCAAAGUCACGAGCCAGGACGAUGUCCGAGUCGGACCGUAAACACGUGGAUGGUUGUGCGAUUUUCUACAAAACCGAUAAGUUCAGCGCAGUGCAGAAGCACACGGUGGAGUUCAACCAGCUGGCCAUGGCUAACUCCGAGGGCUCGGAGGCCAUGCUGAACAGGGUGAUGACCAAGGACAACAUCGGCGUAGCUACGCUGCUCGAGGUCCGCAAAGAGAUGAUGGAGGCCUCCUGUGGAAAGUCCCUCCAUGGCAUGGAGAAGCAGCUGCUCCUGGUGGCCAACGCCCACAUGCACUGGGACCCCGAGUACUCCGACGUCAAGCUGGUCCAGACCAUGAUGUUCCUGUCAGAAGUGAAGAACAUAGUGGACAAGGCCACGCGCAGCCUCAAGUUGUCCUCCGUCUCCGGGGAGAUCAACGCCAUUCCGCUGGUCCUGUGCGCUGACCUCAACUCUUUGCCCGACUCUGGCGUGGUGGAGUACCUCAGUAGCGGUGGGGUGGACUGCACCCACAAGGACUUCAAGGAGCUCCGCUACAGCGACAGCCUGACCAAAUUCAACUGCAACGGCAAGAGCAGCUCGUCCAACGGCCGGAUCACCCACGGCUUCAAGCUGAAGACCGCCUACGAGGACGGCUUGAUGACUUACACCAACUACACCUUCGACUUCAAGGGUGUCAUCGACUACAUUUUCUACUCCAAGCCUCAGCUGAACGUGCUGGGUAUCCUGGGCCCCCUGGACCCCCACUGGCUCGUAGAGAACAAUGUCAGCGGCUGCCCACACCCCCACAUCCCCUCUGACCACUUCUCCCUCUUCGGUCAGAUGGAGCUUCUCCUGCCCAAUCUGCCCCCCCAGGUCAAUGGGCUCCAUCUGCCUGCACGCAGGUAGUGAGUCCCUGCCACGUCACCAAGAGGGGAGCCUCUCCCAUUCAGACCCUCCUCCCUCCCACUACCAGCCCCUCCCUCCACCAUACCGGGGGAGGGAGACAAAUACACAACCUGUAAAAUAUUCGUACAGUGAGGUCUGGCCGACAGGGAUUUCGUAUAAUGUUAAAGAUAAUCUAUAUUUUUCUUUCUCAGUUUUUCUUUUUUGUUCUUUUUUUAACUGCUUGAUUCAGUCCUGUUUGUUUAUCAUGUUUUGUGUUCUGGACCCCCCCACUCCCUCUCCCCCCUCAAAUCUACCCACCCACUUUGCUUCUGUCCUUCCAACCAGAAGGCAUGGUAACUCAUUUAGAUUUGUCACGUUGGGCCGCCGUUUGGUUUUUAAAGCGUGGGGAAGCGGCGCGGUGCCCCCCCCCCCCUGCCUGUCUGCCUGUCUGUCCUGUAUAAAUUUGAAACCAGCAACGACAGCAGCCUUGUCAGUCUCCGACCUCCGUCAUUGACUCGUGCCCCCCCCCCCCCCCCCCCCCCUUUCUCGGUCUCCUUAGGACUCGCUCGUUAACUGCGUCGGAUGUUGUCUGGUCGGAUCCGCCUCUUUUUUUAGCCCCCUCCCCUCACGGGCAGAUGUAGCGAGGCGAGAUAUCCUGCGGUCAUUCUGUGGUGCUGAGGCCUCUCGUGUGAUCCCGGCCUCCCACGGUGCUACCAGUCCCCCCCCCCACUCCCUCCCCCUCCCGGUGCAUUAGCUACCAAACCCACAGAACUCCCGAGAACUCCGUUUUCCUGGUUCUCCUCAGGGCUCUACGUGGUGUCGCUUUGUAACGGAAGGAUAUGGUGAGAAACUGAGGGCAGCUACCAUCUUGUUUGCAGGUUGUUUUAACCCCCAGCUUGUGUUGUUGUGAGGCCGGGCUUGUGCCGAGGCGCCCGCGUACCCCCCACCCCCCCCCCCCCCCCCCAUCUUCGGUCAAGGGAUUUAGGCUGAUGGGCAAAGCGAUAAAGGGCUUUGAAAAAUCUUUUCUUUGUCUCUGUUGCUUUUAGGCAGAGGGAGCAUGUAAUGGCUCGUACACAGGAGUAAAAACCAGCAUUCCUCUCACUGUGUGGAGCUGCUCUCCAACUCCACACAUGCAAGCUUACAAA